UCGAUCGGAUUUCAAGCACCCCCACCGUACCACUACUCAUGAACAGUAUCAUGUUUUCAAGGCAGCGAAUUGACGUACGCUUAUAACAUUAUUGAAAUAUUAUGGGCAUUUCACGAUUUUUUUAUUUUGCAGAAUUAUUAAGAUUAUACAGCUGGGUGCAUAGUUCCUGAUAAGUGUAUCCAUCAAGCAUGUGAUUUAAUUUAUUGCGGAAGAUUUCAUAUAAUAAUUGACUUGGUUUCCCAAUGCCUCAGUUUGCCUGUAUUAGGGCAUCAUGGUACUGGAGAACUUUCCGUUCAGCCCGUACUGUUGCCAGCAUGCCCGACUAUCAAGAAAUUUGUACAAAUAUCUGCUUGACCAUGCUGGUUGUGGGCGGAAUGUCUUGAUUUCGCCAUUCUGUGCCGAGAUAACUUUGCUGGCGUUGUACACUGGCGCAGACGACAGAAAAAACGCGGACAUUGAGAAGUUGUUGGGUGUGGACGCCAUGGCAAUGGCGGAAAGAAUAUCUACUGAACUGCGGCAACUGAAACUGGAUGAAGACAAAAACUGUCAACCUAACAAUCCUGAAGGGAAAGAUGAAAAUUUUCGUCUUUAUUUGGCCUGUGCCGUACUGCUGCCACCAAAUGCUCCUGCGCAUCAGCCCUAUGCAGACAAGUUCAGCAAAAUAUUGAAUCCUGAAAUUCUGCCAAUGAUUUUUUCCGAAAACAUAGAUCGUCUGACAGAAUUCAUCCAACAACAUACUUUGGAAAGCGUCAGAGACGUAGUGUUUCCUGCGACUCCACCAGGAAAUGCGGUGGCUGUAAACGCGCUUCAUUUUCGCUCCAACUGGCACCGGCCAUUUGGUUUACACCGAACAUUCAAAAUGGAAUUCACGGCGGCGGACGGCUUUCGUCGGGAAGUGGAUACGCUACACGGCAAGCUAAAAUGUCCGUGCUGGAUACCGGACGACAUGGGCGGGGCAAAAUUCCUGGAGGUGCCCUUCGAAGACGACUGGUGGAAAGCGAUUUUUGUACUGCCCGGAAAAAAGCGCUGCCCUUGUUUUGGAAAGCGCUUCAGGACCCUGAGUGAGCUGACUGAUUUGCUGACACCAGAAAAAUUGACAACGAUCAGUCAACAGUUGAGAUACCACACCGUUCAAGAAGUCACCGUUCAAAUUCCAAAAUUUCGAAUAGCAAAACAAGUACAGUUGGAGACUGUGCUGAGUGAGCUUGGAGUCAGAAUGCCUCUCAAUGAACUGAGCAAACCUUUGCGUGUAACUUCGUUUUUGCAGAAAAUUAGCUUUUCAUUGGAUGAGCGUGGAGUUGGAGACGCGCUGCCGAUCAAACCAGAAAGAAAAAUCUUAGAAAACAUGGAUUACUUCCCACCAUACAAGGCUGAAUUCAUUGCCAACCGGCCGUUUGCUUUUUUUGUUCGUCAUUACUUGAAUGGUCAGAUUUUGUAUAUUGGGCAUGUUACUGACCCAGCUGUUUUAAUGUAAGACUUGCUUACUGCUCUUGCACACGAACGAUAUUCCUAAAGACCUGGCAGUGAAAUGAGUGAAAGCGACGUAAACAAAUCCUUGGGCUGCCUAAAAAAUUUCUAUAAACCUUUGGUCGAUAAUUCGAACUUUACUGAACUUUUACGGGAUCACUUAAUCGUCACAGUACUGGCAGUACCUUGCACAAAGUGAUGACUUUACAGCGUUUCACGGAUUCACGGCAUCUGGAAGUAAAAAG
Molecule: messenger RNA, 1712 nt
Organism: Paramacrobiotus metropolitanus
Lineage: Eukaryota; Metazoa; Tardigrada; Eutardigrada; Parachela; Macrobiotidae
Product: leukocyte elastase inhibitor-like
Exons: 3
Coding region: 272-1474 (400 amino acids)
Molecular function (GO): serine-type endopeptidase inhibitor activity
Source: RefSeq, a predicted model, not a curated record